CGAGUUCUAGCAAAAAGAGCACAAGCAAGCACCAAAAGGCGAAGCAACAGUAAAUCGAGCCCCAGUAAAAGCAAAGUUCUAGCAAAAGAGCAAAGCAAAGCACCAAAAAAAGCAAAGCAAAGCACCAAAAAAGUAAAAUAUCACAAAGACAAGGCAGCAGCAAGCGAUGCACCAAAAAGCAAAGUUUUAGCAAAAGAGCAAAUACUAGAAACCAGUACCAGUAAAAGCGAAGUUCUAGCAAAGUACCAGAAAAGCAAAGCACCAUUUAAUAUUACCAGUGAAAACGAUAACACAAGAGAAUUGAAAGCAUUAACAAACAAUGACACGUCACCUGCAGAAUGA
Molecule: messenger RNA, 342 nt
Organism: Racocetra persica
Lineage: Eukaryota; Fungi; Glomeromycota; Glomeromycetes; Diversisporales; Gigasporaceae
Source: the annotation of a GenBank genome assembly